Molecule: messenger RNA, 1309 nt
Organism: Erigeron canadensis
Lineage: Eukaryota; Viridiplantae; Streptophyta; Magnoliopsida; Asterales; Asteraceae
Product: 5-amino-6-(5-phospho-D-ribitylamino)uracil phosphatase, chloroplastic
Exons: 11
Coding region: 85-1158 (357 amino acids)
Source: RefSeq, a predicted model, not a curated record
UUAUACUUCAUAAACUUCAUCAUCAUCAUCAAGACAACAACUAUACUUCUUUAAAUUCUUUUUGGAGCAGCAACAAUAACAACUAUGGAAUCAGCUUUUGGUUUCCGGUUAAUCCAAGCUACAACCACUUCUUUUCUUCCUUACCAGCUCCCAAUCAAUCUCAAAUUACCAAGCUUACAGCGUCUUGAGCAGCAAAGGAAUCAAAGAAAGGUGGUUAGAAGUUGUUAUGGGUCAGAUGAAAUUGAUGGAUUUCAGUUCACACCCACCAAGAUUUUUAUGGAAGAGGCAAUUGGAGCUGAAUAUGGAGAAGGGUUUGAGACAUUUAGACCAGAUGGACCAUUAAAAGUUGAUGUUGAUUUUUUGAAUGAUAGAUUGCAAGAAGGGUUUCUAAAAAGAAUUCGAUAUGCUAUGAAGCCUGACGAAGCUUAUGGACUUAUUUUCUCAUGGGAUAAUGUGGUGGCGGGUACUCAAGCCUUGAAGUUGAGUGCAUGGAAAGAACUUGCACUUGAAGAAGGAAAGGAGAUCCCUGAUGAUGAUGAUGUGCAAAGGCUUUUACUUCAUGGUGCUCCUGACCAUGUUUUGGAUAAGGUGUUAAUGUGGGGAAAUGAAGCACGUGAAUUAGAAAGAUUGAAGUCGAAGCUAUCGCAAUUGUAUAGUAACAAUCUUCUCAAGCUUUCAGAACCCAUGGAAGGUCUGAAAGAAUGGUUGGAUGCAGUAUCUACUGCGCGCAUUCCUUGUGCUGUUGUGUCAAGUCUUGAUAGGAAAAUUAUGGUUGAAGUAUUGGAAAAACUGGGGCUUAUGAAGUAUUUCCAGGCAAUAGUAACAGAGGAGGAUGGCAUGGAUUCCAUGGCUCAUAGAUUACUUUCUGCAGCGGUAAAGUUGGACCGAAAACCAUCCAAAUGUGUGGUGUUUGAGGAUGAUCCACGUGGUGUAACUGCUGCUCACAACUGCACGAUGAUGGCGGUGGCACUUAUUGGUGCACAUCCAGCGUAUGAUCUGGUGCAGGCUGACCUUGCUGUUGGCGGCUUUACUGAACUAUCAGUGAUCAACCUACGAAGACUUUUUGCACAUACGGGUUCGACAUUCAUGGAACUACAAAAGCAAGUUGUAGAGAAAACACCUCCAAGAAGGAGACUGACAGUUGACACCAUCUUUUGAUUCUUUUGAAAUUCUUGCUGUAAAUUUUUGUAAAGUAAAAAAGUUUAAAAUCUGUUACCAUGUUCUUAUUUGAUAUCAAUUUUUGUAUAUAAAGCAACUCAUAUACAUAUAAUUAGAUGUAAUUCUCAAAUCUAGAACAAUUCAACCGCUA